AUGGAACAAGCAGAACGGACUGUUCGGUCGGAUUACUGUUGCCAUCUCAUGGUUCCAGGCAAAAAACAAGCGGCUCCUGUGUCGCUGGUAGCCAAAACCUAUCGAGAAGCGCUGCCGGCACUGGCCUGGUUAAUGGAACACAUCACGGGGCAACAGAUGUCAGGAAGAGUCCACCGUAAUGUAAAAGACGACCGGGACCAAGUACUGGAAGGAACCUUUCCAAACGACCCUGCCGGAGAUGAUGGUCUGCCAUUGCCCUAUUGGCUGUUCCAAAGCACGGGUUGGUCAGUGCUUGCUUGCAGUCUGAUUCCUGCAGGCGGUGACAAUCAGAAUCCCUCAGAGGGUCAAGAUAGAGCCGUGGUAUUACAAACAUCCAUUGACAACCUCGUCUUCAGGCUCGGAAAAGAGGCUAUUGGCAAUCUGGAUAUCUUCGUGGAUCCUUACGGCGAGUAUUCGUUUGCGGUCGGAGACCCCAAUCAAGCAGAAACGGUACGCCAGGAGACCACCACUGCCUUUCAGAAAAACAAUGCUCACACAGACGAGGCACCUGCAAACCCGUGA
Seminavis robusta is the source of this 561-nucleotide messenger RNA. NCBI's taxonomy places the organism in Eukaryota, Bacillariophyta, Bacillariophyceae, Naviculales, Naviculaceae. The record is from the annotation of a GenBank genome assembly.